This is a messenger RNA of Danio aesculapii, 1827 nucleotides long. It is a transcript of the gene rbbp7, whose product is annotated as retinoblastoma binding protein 4, like. The coding region runs from base 132 to 1412 and encodes 426 amino acids. The transcript has 12 exons. The record is from RefSeq and is a predicted model, not a curated record. Gene Ontology annotation, biological process: regulation of gene expression. Gene Ontology annotation, cellular component: NuRD complex; ESC/E(Z) complex; nucleus. Gene Ontology annotation, molecular function: histone binding. NCBI's taxonomy places the organism in Eukaryota, Metazoa, Chordata, Actinopteri, Cypriniformes, Danionidae.
UUUGCGCUUGUGGGAUGCGCGAACUGGUUUUGCAAGUGACGGAGUGUUGAGUGUAAAAGCCUGUUUUUUCUGCUUUUUGGCUCUAUACCCCUAGUCCAUUCAGUGGCUACCCCGCAGAAAAGCACGCCAAAAUGGCUGAUAAAGAAGUGUACGAUGACGCUGUGGAGGAGAGAGUAAUAAAUGAGGAGUACAAGAUCUGGAAGAAAAACACACCGUUCCUGUACGACCUAGUCAUGACACACGCGCUCGAGUGGCCAAGUUUAACAGUGCAGUGGCUUCCUGAUGUCAACAGGCCUGAGGGGAAGGACUAUGUGGUUCACCGGCUGGUGUUGGGCACACACACUUCAGACGAGCAAAACCAUCUGGUCAUCGCCAGUGUUCAGAUCCCCAAUGAUGACGCUCAGUUUGACGCUUCCCACUACGACAGUGAGAAAGGAGCAGAAUUUGGAGGGUUUGGAUCAGUUAGUGGAAAAAUUGAGAUUGAGAUUAAGAUCAACCAUGAAGGAGAAGUGAACAGAGCCAGAUACAUGCCACAAAACCCCUGCAUCAUCGCCACCAAGACCCCCACCUCUGACGUGCUGGUGUUUGACUACACCAAACACCCAUCCAAACCAGACCCCAGUGGAGACUGUAGUCCAGACCUGAGGCUGCGGGGACAUCAGAAAGAAGGCUAUGGUUUGUCCUGGAACCCCAACCUCAGUGGAAACCUGCUCAGUGCAUCUGACGACCAUACGAUCUGUCUGUGGGACAUCAGUGGUGCACCAAAGGAGGGGAAGAUAGUCGAUGCCAAGACCAUCUUCACGGGGCACACAGCUGUGGUGGAGGACGUGUCCUGGCACCUUCUACAUGAGUCUCUGUUUGGCUCUGUGGCUGAUGACCAGAAACUCAUGAUCUGGGACACACGAUCCAAUAACACCUCAAAGCCCAGUCACUCUGUGGAUGCUCACACAGCCGAAGUCAACUGUCUGUCCUUCAACCCCUACAGUGAAUUCAUUUUGGCCACUGGCUCAGCGGACAAGACUGUUGCAUUGUGGGAUCUGCGUAACCUGAAGCUGAAGCUUCACUCAUUUGAGUCCCAUAAGGAUGAAAUCUUCCAGGUCCAGUGGUCUCCUCAUAACGAGACCAUCCUGGCCUCCAGUGGCACUGACAGACGCCUCAAUGUUUGGGACCUGAGUAAAAUUGGAGAAGAGCAGUCUGCAGAGGACGCAGAGGAUGGGCCUCCUGAGCUGCUGUUCAUUCAUGGUGGGCACACGGCUAAGAUUUCUGAUUUCUCCUGGAACCCAAAUGAACCCUGGGUAAUCUGUUCCGUGUCAGAGGACAACAUUAUGCAAGUAUGGCAGAUGGCUGAGAACAUCUACAAUGAUGAAGAGCCAGACACCCCUGCGUCAGAGCUGGAGGGACAGGCAUCAUAACUGCUCUCAUUCUAAAUGUACAACCCUUUUCAUGGCUUCUUACUCUUCACAAUUUGCUUUUCAGUAUUAUUCCGUAAAGUCCAUUUACUCCCCAUUCCAUGCAUUCUGAUACUUCGUCCAUGACAGGGUCUCUUCCUGGACACAUAUCUAAAAGGUUCACCCAUCAUCCGUAGCAGUAGAGUAGUUUGGUUUGGAUGGUUUGGAAGACUGCACCACUUGUUCAAUCACUUCUGAGAAGUUACGGCCUGGUGUGGCUUAUCACAAAUUUAUUUUCUCUCUCUUUUUGUGCAUAAACCUGGUGUCAAUUUGCAAUAAAUCUUUUGUAAUAACUUUUAAAAUGAUUUUGUAUUCCAAAAUUGUUGAUAAUUGUCUGUACGCCAUUUAAUUCUAAAAAUAAAGUACAGAUGCACUGUUA